AUGUCACCGUCAUUGAGCGUAAUUGCUUUAAUCUCCGGAGGCAAAGACUCGCUCUUCUCCAUUCUCCACUGCAAAGCCAACGGCCACAGCGUCGUAGCACUGGCCAAUUUGCACCCAGCGCCUUCGGCCAAUGACGAUGAGGACAUCAACAGUUACAUGUACCAGACCGUGGGGCAUUCGGUCAUCCCACUCUACGAAGAAGCGCUAGGAAUACCGCUCUAUCGACAAGAGAUCCUGGGCACCGCCGUAGACUCGAACAGAGACUAUGCGACGCCUUUGCAAAAGCAAGAGCAGGAUGAGACUGAAGACUUGGUUCCGCUGUUGAGAAGGGUCAUGGAAGCACAUCCGGAGGCAAACGCAGUGUCUACAGGGGCCAUCCUGAGCACGUAUCAACGGACGCGUGUGGAGAAUGUUGCGCUCAGGCUAGGGCUGACGCCACUGUCGUAUCUGUGGCAGUAUCCGCUGUUGCCACCGUAUACGCAAUCGUCGCUUUUGCAUGAUAUGAUGACUGUAGGACAAAAAGCAAUCAUCAUCAAGACGGCGUCUGGUGGUCUGGAUGAAGACUUUUUGGGCCUCGAUGUCGCUAAUCACAAGACUAUAGCAAGGCUAGCGAAGGCCAUGGGGCGCUAUGGUGAUGCUGGUGACGGCGCGAUACUGGGUGAAGGAGGGGAGUUUGAGACGCUGGCACUGGAUGGGCCGAGAUCGAUCUGGAAGAAGAAGAUAGUGAUCGAGGAGGGACCACCUGGGAAACUGGAGGGUGGCCAGGCGGUGCUGAAGAUCGAGCAGAGUACGCUAGAGGAAAAGGUUGACGAUAACGAAGAUGCUGGCACGUUGAGGGUACCUGAGCUCUUUGACGACGAGUUCAAGAGAGUGCUGGAAGUGACAAACGCCAGCAACCAAAAUGAGCUUUCUGCGUCCACUGAAAAAGAGGGCACUGUUCAGUCUUUUUGGUCGCCCUCUCGAGUGCAUCCCCCGUCCAUAGUAGACCGACUACCCAGGAAUACAUUCAGUAACGCCUCGACCGUCUUUACAUACUCCAACCUCUCGAGCGAUACCUCUCCCUCUUCCUCACCCGAUUCCCCUUCUCGCCAGCUCUCCAAGAUCUUCCUCCGUCUCGACCAUAUUCUGAAGCAAUGCCAUGUUUCCAGAUCCAGCGUCAACCACUGCACAUUGCUCCUCCGCGACAUGGCAGACUUUACAGUCCUUAAUCCAAUCUACGCUCAAUACUUCAGCGGCGUGAACCCGCCAGCCAGAGCUACGAUCGCAGUCGGGGACACCAUGCCAGAAGACAGACACGUCAUGCUAAGCGUAACCGCGGACAAGGACCAAAACGACCAAAACGGAAAGCUCCUUCACCCAGUGAACAGACAGGGCCUCCACGUCCAAGGCCAAAGCUACUGGGCACCCGCAAACAUCGGACCUUACAGCCAAGCCAUCUCCGCCCGCCUGCCCCCCAGCAACCAGCACCCCGAAAACGACACCCAAACCACCGGAGAAGUCGGCAAGGUUUCCGAGGCCAAGCUCUCCUUUCCCUCCAACACCUCUGGCGCAUCGGCCGCACAAAGCGAGUGA
Alternaria viburni is the source of this 1572-nucleotide messenger RNA. RefSeq lists its product as uncharacterized. The transcript is spliced from 2 exons. The record is from RefSeq and is a predicted model, not a curated record. Lineage: Eukaryota; Fungi; Ascomycota; Dothideomycetes; Pleosporales; Pleosporaceae. Gene Ontology annotation, biological process: protein histidyl modification to diphthamide. Bases 1 to 1572 code for a protein of 523 amino acids. Gene Ontology annotation, molecular function: diphthine-ammonia ligase activity.